Molecule: messenger RNA, 1324 nt
Organism: Chelmon rostratus (copperband butterflyfish)
Lineage: Eukaryota; Metazoa; Chordata; Actinopteri; Chaetodontiformes; Chaetodontidae
Gene: fbp2
Product: fructose-1,6-bisphosphatase 2
Exons: 7
Coding region: 53-1066 (337 amino acids)
Biological process (GO): fructose metabolic process; fructose 1,6-bisphosphate metabolic process; sucrose biosynthetic process
Cellular component (GO): cytosol; cytoplasm
Molecular function (GO): fructose 1,6-bisphosphate 1-phosphatase activity
Source: RefSeq, a predicted model, not a curated record
CCUCCGCCCGAUCUGCUGCCCGCCAGGAGGGACAGAAGGACCAGAGCUCAGCAUGUCGGACCAGUCGGCGUUUGACACGGACGUAUGGACCCUGACGCGGUUCGUCAUAGAGACGGGCCGCCAGGCUAAGGGGGCGACCGGUGAGCUGACCCAGCUCAUCAAUGCCAUUCUGACCGCCAUCAAAGCCAUUUCCUCUGCUGUGCGCAAGGCAGGCCUGGCCCACCUGCAGGGCUUGGCUGGCUCAGUGAACGUGACGGGGGACGAUGUGAAGAAGCUGGACGUGCUGUCCAACGACCUGUUCAUCAACAUGCUGCAGGCCUCCUACAGCACCUGCUGCAUGGUGUCAGAGGAGAACAAGGAGCUCAUCAUCACCCCCAAGGACAAGAGGGGAAAGUACGUGGUGUGUUUUGACCCUCUGGACGGUUCCAGUAACAUCGACUGCUUGGCUUCCAUUGGCACCAUAUUUGCCAUCUACAAACGGGUAUCAGAGGGGGAGCCCACAGAGAAAGAUGCCCUGCAGCCAGGGAACAACAUCGUGUGUGCGGGCUACACCCUCUACGGCAGCGCCACCCUGGUGGCCCUCAGCACCGGCGCUGGCCUCAACUUCUUCAUGUUGGACCCUGCCAUCGGUGAGUUCAUCCUGACUGAGAGGAACGUGAGGAUCAAGCAGAAGGGGAAGAUCUACAGUCUUAACGAGGGCUACGCCAAGUACUUCCACCCCUCUAUCAACGAGUACCUCAAGCACAAGAAGUACCCAGAGGAUGGCAGCUCCCCCUACGGAGCUCGUUAUGUGGGCUCCAUGGUCUCAGAUGUUCACCGCACCAUCGCCUAUGGAGGGAUCUUCAUGUACCCCGCCAACGAGAAGAGCCCCAAAGGAAAGCUGAGGCUGCUGUACGAGUGCAACCCCAUCGCUUUCCUCAUCGAGCAGGCGGGAGGCCUCGCCACCACGGGCACGCAGAGGAUCCUGGACGUUCAGCCCGAAGCGCUCCACCAGCGGGUGCCCUUCGUGGUCGGCUCCCCUGACGACGUCAAUGAGUACCUGUCCUUUGUCAAGAAGCACCAGUGAAGCUGCGGCAGCUGCAUUCACGUCAGGAUCUCUCAAUAUUUCUGCAUAGUUCUGGUUAUCUUUGCAUCUCUGUGUAACAAGAAAUUUUGCAAUUACUCUAAAUGUUUGAGUUGUAAAGUAUCAUUCUAUGAUCUGUCAUUGAGAGAUUUGACAUUUGAUAUUUAGUAAUAUCUGAUCCCUCAGGAAUAAUGGCUCCACAGAGAAACAAAAUCUUUUAUAAAUCAAUUGUGAUCAUCAGAAAACGAAACAUCACAAAUA